Molecule: messenger RNA, 3381 nt
Organism: Culex pipiens pallens (northern house mosquito)
Lineage: Eukaryota; Metazoa; Arthropoda; Insecta; Diptera; Culicidae
Product: beta-1,4-mannosyltransferase egh
Exons: 3
Coding region: 1147-2523 (458 amino acids)
Cellular component (GO): cytoplasm
Molecular function (GO): beta-1,4-mannosyltransferase activity
Source: RefSeq, a predicted model, not a curated record
UGUGCGCGCGCGUGCUUUGGUGUGUGUCCCGCAAGUAGCUGUCACUAAACUCUUGAACCUUCGCCGUCAGUUUUGUGAGUGUGUCGAGUGCGCGCGGCGGUGUUUCUGUUCCUUCUCCUUCUCGCGGGCGUCGUCGUCGUCUUUUUGGGUGGGUGCGUCCGUUCCGUGGCGUCCAUAGCAGGUUCCGGCCGAGAGACGGUUGUGGGAUCAAACUGUGGCAUUGCGGAGGUGGGAGAAUUGACCGGAGCAGCUUCACCAGUUAUCACCGCUCGGAGUUCCGGAAGGCGGAAGCAGCAGGCCGUAGCGCCAGGUAGCAGUAGCAGGAGGAGGAAAAUUUUAUCGAUCCGUUUUCCACAACGAAAGCGGGAUGACAGCAGCAGCGGAUCGUUGAUUUUUGCGGUGCUGUCAACGCCAGGUCAAUCGACCCAGAAUCGAGGGAGCGGUCUUCCGGGAAUCGUCCCAGUAGGUCGUGGUUCUAGAAGCAAAUUGGGUGAAAAGUAUUUUUAAACUUGGAAACGGCAAGCUUCAAGUGCAGUUUCCAAAGAUCAAAUUUCCGAGGGAAACAAGUGCAUCAUCUGUUCCGAGGGAGUGGAGGGAAAAAGUGGUUCCCCGAUUAGUGUGCAGAAGUAGUGAUUUAGAGCAGGUUCCGCAAGCGAAGCAAAAAAAAAAAAAAAUACGGCGGCCAAUCGAAAAGGUCAACGUUGCAAAAGAUAAAAAUAAAGCAUCUUUCUCGCUGCUGCUGCUGGUGGUGAUCUGUGAAGUGUGUAGAGAAGAAGAAGUGGCGCUGAGUUUUGCGAAUAUAGUGACGAGAGUUGCACGAAAUAAUUCGCACGCCGUGGCCAGAAUUUUUGAUUGGUCUAUCGAGAGAAUUGAACCGGAGUAAUUGAUGGUACCACCAACUAACCGACGAUAGACGACGAGCCACCAUGCCUCACCGGAAUGCAGUCCAUCAUCAGCAACAACAGCCUCAGCCAAGAAGUUUAGUGUAGUGACCUGAGAAGACGACCCUUUCUCUUCAAUUGAAGAAGAAGAAGAAGCUAGUGAAACGUUUACGGGUUAGAUUUUAGUUUUAUUUGUCUGCUAAGGUAGUGCCGUGUAGAAAAAAAAAAAAGGUGGGACCAACCAAGUUGACGCCGACGUGGUAAAAUGCUGAACUCCAUCUCGAAGCAUCUGCUUCACUGCGCGCUGCUCUUCACGCUGUUGAUCGUGUUCGAGGUGUUCUCCGGCGGCAUCAAGGUCAACGAAAACAGCUUCGUCGCGAUCGACCCCUGGGAGGAGUAUGGCACCAUUCCGACGCUGCUGCUGUACACGCUCCGGUUGCUUACGUUCCUCACGCUGCCCCAGGUGCUGUUCAACUUCUUCGGGCUGGUGUUCUACAACGCCUUCCCGGAGAAGGUAGUGCUGAAGGGUUCGCCGCUGCUGGCGCCCUUCAUCUGCAUCCGGGUGGUGACCCGCGGCGACUACCCGGACCUAGUCAAGUCGAACGUCCUGCGCAACAUGAACACCUGCCUGGACACCGGCCUCGAGAACUUCCUGGUGGAGGUCGUCAGCGACAAGCCGGUAAAUCUUCCGAAACAUCGCCGCACGAGGGAGAUUGUCGUCCCGAAGGACUACAAAACCAAAACCGGUGCCCUGUUCAAGUCGCGUGCCCUGCAGUACUGCCUGGAGGACAACGUGAACGUACUUAACAACAACGACUGGGUGGUCCACCUGGACGAGGAAACGCUCCUCACCGAGAACAGCGUCCGCGGCAUCAUCAACUUUGUCCUGGACGGGAAGCACCCCUUCGGGCAGGGCCUGAUCACGUACGCCAACGAGAACGUCGUCAACUGGCUGACGACGCUGGCGGACAGCUUCCGCGUUUCGGACGACAUGGGCAAGCUGCGGCUGCAGUUCAAGAUGUUCCACAAGCCGUACUUUAGCUGGAAGGGCAGUUACGUGGUUACUCAGGUCCACGCCGAGAAGGAGGUCUCGUUCGACAACGGCAUCGACGGUUCGGUCGCGGAGGACUGCUUCUUCGCGAUGCGGGCCUUUGCCGCCGGGUACACCUUCAACUUCAUCGAGGGCGAAAUGUACGAGAAGAGCCCGUUCACGCUGCUCGACUUUCUGCAGCAGCGCAAACGCUGGCUCCAGGGCAUCCUGCUGGUGGUCCACUCGAAGACGAUCCCGGUGCGCAACAAGCUGCUGCUCGGGAUCAGCGUGUACUCCUGGGUCACGAUGCCCCUGUCGACGUCCAAUAUGAUCUUCGCGGGGCUGUACCCUAUUCCGUGCCCGAACCUGGUGGACUUUUUGUGCGCGUUCAUCGCCGGGUUCAACAUCUACAUGUACGUGUUCGGGGUGAUCAAGAGCUUCUCGCUGUACCGGUUCGGCGUGGUCAAGUUCCUGGCGUGCGUGUUGGGCGCGCUGUGCACCAUCCCGAUCAACGUGGUCAUCGAGAACGUGGCGGUGAUUUGGGGGCUGGUCGGGAAGAAGCACAAGUUUUACGUGGUGCAGAAGGACGUCCGGGCGCUUGUUACCGUUUAAAAGGGAGGCAGUAUCAUUACUAGUAGGUUUAAAGUUCUUUCUAAUUAUGAUUAUUUUUUACCAAGAGCAAGUUAGCUGUUAGCACACACACAACACCCCCAAACCAACCAACAACCUUUGUACAUUUGUUAGAGUUUGUGAGUUUUUUUUUCUGAAUUUAUCAGAAAAAAAAGAAAGAGUAUUUUGCGCGCAUAACCGUUUAAGGGAAAACGAAAGUCAUUUGUGUAUGUUGUUUUUAUGUGGAACUUCCUCAUGAAAUGGAACAAAACAAUAUAUAAGUUUAUUCUAAUACAGAAAUUGUUUGGUUCUUCCCCGACUUGGCUUAGAUUGAGUGCGAGAGUGUGUGCGGGUGCGCGAGCAAGAGAAAAAUUCUAUGAGAUUUUUUCAUUGUUAUUUAUUUUUUCCGUGUACAUUUUUUCUGUUUUCCGUGUGUGUAGAGAAGAGUAAGGUUAAGCAUUUUUACGUGUACAAUUGUAUUUUGAAAACCGUGUUCUCACCAACGUGUAUAAUUAGUGAAUAUCAUUACGUUUACGUGGCAUUGGCAUUUUUUCCUCUUUCCCCAUUUCCCCGCUCACCACUUUUAGCAGAUUCCUUAAACUUUUCACUCUGGGUGCUCUUAAAAAUCACACACACGCAAAUCAUUUCAUUAUUCGAUUUCAAACUUAACACACAAGCAAAAAAGAAAACAAACGGGACGAAUCUACUUAUUUAGAAAAAAACGAUUUAAAACGUGGCUUCGUAAGUCGAGUGGAGCAAAAGAACAAAAAUGGUUAAACAAAACUAAGGCAAAAACUCCCACGUCCACACACGUUGUUCACAAUCUGUAUUUAAUAAAAUAUUAAACAACAAAAAAAACAA